CUCUUAUUGUGUUUUUGUAUGUAUAAACUUUACAACAAUUAUUUUUUUUUCAUUUUAAAAAUAGUUAGUCUUUGAACAAAUUUUCCUAUAAAAUAUUUAAAAAUGGAAAAACCGCAAAAAAUGCCAAAAGUAGCAAAGGUAAAAAAUAAGGCGCCUGCUGAAACCCAAAUCACGGCAGAGCAACUUCUUAGAGAAGCUAAAGAACGUGAUUUAGAAAUAUUACCACCCCCACCCAAACAAAAAAUUUCAGACCCUGCAGAAUUAGCAGAUUACCAGCAACGAAAACGUAAACUUUUUGAAGAUAAUAUCAGAAAAAAUCGUCAAGUAGUGAGUUAUUGGAUUAAGUAUGCACAAUGGGAGGAAUCACAAAAAGAGAUUCAACGAGCACGAUCAAUAUGGGAAAGAGCGUUGGACAAUGAUCACCGUAAUAUAACAUUUUGGUUGAAGUAUGCAGAAAUGGAAAUGAAAAAUAAACAAGUAAACCAUGCGAGAAAUUUAUGGGAUCGUGCGGUUACUAUUAUGCCAAGAGUAAAUCAAUUUUGGUAUAAGUAUACAUAUAUGGAAGAGAUGUUAGAAAACGUUGCUGGUGCUCGUCAAGUAUUUGAACGUUGGAUGGAAUGGCAACCAGAAGAGCAAGCGUGGCAAACGUAUAUUAAUUUUGAGCUUCGUUAUAAAGAAAUUGAUAGAGCUAGACAAAUUUAUGAAAGAUUUGUUUAUGUUCACCCUGAUGUUAAAAAUUGGAUUAAAUACGCACGGUUCGAGGAGAACCAUGGUUUUAUAAGAAGUGCAAGAAAAAUUUAUGAACGCGCAAUUGAAUUUUUUGGGCAAGAUGUAAUCGAUGAAAACCUUUAUAUUGCGUUUGCAAAGUUUGAGGAAGGACAAAAGGAGCAUGAUCGUGCUAGAGUUAUAUAUAAAUAUGCACUUGAUCAUUUACCAAAAUCACAAACUCAUGAAGUUUACAAAUGCUAUACAAUUCACGAAAAAAAAUAUGGAGAUCGUGCUGGAAUAGAAAACGUUAUAGUGUCAAAAAGAAAACAACAGUAUGAACAAGAAGUUUUGGAAAAUCCGAACAACUACGAUGCAUGGUUCGAUUACUUACGAUUGGUGGAAAGUGAAGGGGACGUAAACUUAAUUCGUGAAACUUAUGAACGUGCUAUAGCAAAUGUACCUCCAACUAAAGAUAAAAAUCUUUGGCGUCGUUACAUUUAUCUGUGGAUAUAUUACGCUUUAUAUGAAGAACUGGAGAUUCAUGACGAAGAAAGAACUAGACAAGUAUAUAAAACUUGUUUGGAGCUAAUUCCACACAAAAUUUUCACUUUUAGCAAAAUAUGGCUUUUAUAUUCUCAAUUCGAAAUCAGAUGCAAAAAUUUGCAACAAGCACGAAAAACUUUAGGAGUGGCAAUAGGAAUGUGUCCAAGAGAUAAACUUUUUAGGGGAUACAUUGAACUUGAGAUCCAGUUAAGAGAAUUUGACAGAUGUAGAAUUUUGUACGAGAAAUUUCUUGAGUUUGGUCCAGAAAAUUGUGUAACUUGGAUGAAAUUUGCAGAGUUAGAAAAUUUGCUAGGUGAUACAGAUCGCGCCAGGGCCAUUUAUGAAUUAGCAAUCACACAACCAAGAUUAGAUAUGCCUGAACUGUUAUGGAAAGCAUAUAUAGAUUUUGAAGUACAGCAAGGGGAAGUCGAAUUAGCUAGACAACUUUAUGAACGUUUACUUGCUAGAACUCAACAUGUAAAAGUUUGGAUUUCCUAUGCAAAGUUUGAAAAAACGUGCGAAAACCAACAGGAAAUUUCUAAUGUUACAUCUGCAAGAAAAAUAUUUGAAAAAGCAAAUAAUGCACUGCGACAAAUUGGUGAAAAAGAAUCCAGAGUAAUAUUAUUGGAAGCAUGGAGAGAUUUCGAAAAAGAAAAUAAUGAUCAAGAAUUUUUGCAAAAUGUAUUAGAAAAAAUGCCCAGGAGGGUGAAAAAAAGGCAGAAAAUUGUUUCAGAAAAUGGUACAGAGGAAGGUUGGGAAGAAGUGUUUGACUAUAUCUUUCCUGAAGAUGAAAUGGCUAGACCGAAUUUGAAAUUGCUAGCGGCAGCUAAAAACUGGAAAAAGCAAAAGGCGAACACAGAAAUUGAAGAGGAAAAUAAAAUUGAAAGAAUAGAGUAGGAAGGACUUUCAAAAAUAAAUUAAAUUGUUAAAAAAAUAAACACUUAAAUACUAUAAAAUUUUAUUAUAAUUUAUAUUUGUCACAAUAUGAGGAAAAUAAAUUUUCCUUUUUUCUACUAAA
This is a messenger RNA of Condylostylus longicornis, 2269 nucleotides long. RefSeq names its product protein crooked neck (gene crn). Gene Ontology annotation, molecular function: protein binding. The transcript is spliced from 3 exons. Gene Ontology annotation, biological process: mRNA splicing, via spliceosome; spliceosomal complex assembly. Gene Ontology annotation, cellular component: Prp19 complex; U2-type catalytic step 2 spliceosome; post-mRNA release spliceosomal complex. The coding region runs from base 103 to 2148 and encodes 681 amino acids. Lineage: Eukaryota; Metazoa; Arthropoda; Insecta; Diptera; Dolichopodidae. The record is from RefSeq and is a predicted model, not a curated record.